UUGGCAGUGUGUCUCCGAAAGGAAACAAAGGAUUCCGCUCCUCGUUUUACUGUUAUCCUUGUGGUAGCAGCUUGAAAUUCAAACAGACCCUUUUGGUCAUGCCAAGAACUGGAGCAUUUUCCUGCACCACUGACUGCGGGAGCGCACACAUCUAUUUUUGACUUCAAGAAAAGACGUAAAUCUACUUAACCUCUAUCUACAUUUAUCGCUCCGAUGAGCUCAGGUUUGUGUUUCAGAGAGGGCUCUGAUUUUCCCCUUAUAAUCUUCUUUAAGGUGAAAAGUUGCAGUGAGGUCAUGCCGGGGCUUGUUUGAAGUCCCCCCUCCCUUUUUUUCUAACUCGGUCUCUGGCUUUUUCAAGUCAGAGGUGAUGGAUUACGCUUGCUUUUGGAAUGUGGCCCAGAGGUGAAUACUGUAACUGAGGGUUGUCGAGAAACCAUGCUGCAGAUGUGAUUUCUUUAGGUAAACUAACGCUGGUUGCCGUUUAUCCUGAAUGGGACUCCAGGAGAAGGUGCGACCUCCUGGGAUGAGAGGAGAGGCUGAGCUGGCAGUUGCAAAGAACGUGAGAGAAAACGAGGGCCAUGCAAAGCAAGAGGCGGAUCCGAGGGAGGACCGUCAAGAGAGCCCGGGGCAGAGGAGGAGUGCAGCUGGAACGCUCUACAGACGGCCGUACCUGAACAGCACAAGCUUGCAAGGGAGCGGGGGGUGGAAGAAAGGGGACGUACUAAGAAUGAGGACGGACCGGUUGCCUUCUUUUCUCUGUGUGCAACAGUCGUCUCCGAAGGACUUACACUUGACUGGGGAAGAAACGUGGGUCAAAGAAGUUGAAGUCUGCCACAUUCCUGUUGAGGAAAUAAGCUGUGAUGAUAUCAACGCAACACAAGAGAAUGCGACGCAACCUCAUGAGGUGGUCUUGCGAAGGCCUGCACAUGGGCUUUGGCUCCUGGGCGGUCGAAGGGCGCUGAGCAUGUUUGUCUUCCCGGAUGACCGUCGUACACAGCAAGGCACGACGAACAACCACCAAGAAAGGUUUAGUAGACCCCACAGUGUUUGCAUGUUAGCGGCUGCCAACUCUUGCAGUCUUUCACCGCCUGCCUCUUUCCCCAACAGUCAAGGUUGUCCCGAUGUCUUCCAGCGGUGUAGGACAAGACGUGCCGAACUGCGUGCGAUAGACGGCCUCAAACCCGACAUGCCUCCUUCUUUUAACCUUCUUCCUCAUACACAAGAAGAGCCUCCAAUCCGUCUGAGCUUGAAAAGCAGGGGCAAACCACGGCCUGUUAGCAUGACUGUUCUCGAGCUCAAAGAGCACAGGGAAGAACUCACGAGCCAUACUUCCACUUCUAGCUUGCCACGUCCAGGCUUCCGCUGGAGAUGGUUUGGACGUCCGACACAAGUAAAGGACGAGAUGGCGGUGCAAACAUCGGUGAGGCAAAAGGAACCUGUUGUCAGCAAGGCUGAGGCACCGAAGACAACGUUUGGGUCAUUGCGACGGAGCUUGAGCCUUCGGAUAAGGCGCAAUCGGAACCAACCGGAGCAGGAGGAUAGAACCGGACGAAGACGCACUUCAAGUAUCGGAGAAAAAUCGAUACAAUCCGCUCACCCGUUCUCUUACUUGACUGGUAGGACGUUAGCUCCAACGCAUGAGCAAGAUGAAGAGCAAGGAGCCACACAGUACAUUCAGUACCAAACUCGGGGAAAGGUAUCGGUCAUGGAGGUCCCACUCCGUCCUGCCAAACUCACCCAGCCCACCAAACAAACUCAGUCAGAACCAAGUUUUUGGCAACUAAUUGCUAAUCGUUUUAGGAGGAAGGAGCCGUUGUUCGGCAACAGAUCUGAGGUUUGCUCUGAGAGCCAAACGGUUGGCAGCCACCCCCCUGUGAGGAAUAAAAAGCCAGAUUCAGUUGCUAUAGAGACCCUACCUGGCACUGGCUUUCACAAAGGUCAAGACUCCUUCGUCAACAGUCAGGAAUGGACAUUGAGUCGAUCAGUACCAGAGCUCAAAGUGGGCAUCGUGGGAAACCUGUCCAGCGGGAAGUCGGCAUUAGUUCACCGGUAUCUGACAGGAACAUAUGUCCAGGAGGAGUCGCCUGAAGGAGGACGGUUUAAAAAGGAGAUCGUGGUGGACGGACAGAGUUAUCUUCUGCUGAUCAGAGAUGAAGGUGGACCACCAGAACUACAGUUUGCUGCCUGGGUGGACGCUGUGGUGUUUGUCUUCAGUUUGGAGGAUGAGAUCAGCUUCCAGACGGUUUAUAACUACUUCCUGCGUCUUUCCAGCUACAGGAACGCGGCGGAGGUUCCCAUGGUGCUGGUGGGGACGCAGGACGCCAUCAGUGCCGCAAACCCCAGAGUGAUCGAUGAUGCCCGGGCUCGAAAACUGUCCAACGACCUGAAGCGCUCCACGUACUACGAGACCUGCUCCACCUACGGCCUUAAUGUAGAGAGAGUCUUUCAAGACGUUGCUCAAAAGGUUGUGGCCCUGAGGAAAAAACAGCAGCUCUCGAUUGGUCCUUGCAAAUCUUUGCCCAAUUCCCCCAGCCACUCAUCUGUGCCGGCCGCGUCCAUCCCCUCUGUCCACAUCAAUCAGGCUGCUAACGGGGGAGGCGCGUUCAGCGAUUACUCCUCCUCCGUUCCGUCCACCCCCAGCAUAAGCCAGAGAGAGAUGCGCAUCGAGACGGUGGCCGCCUCCAACACUCCCACGCCCAUCCGCAAGCAGUCCAAACGGCGCUCCAACAUCUUCACAUCGAGGAAAGCCAGCGAUCAGACAAAGAGCAAUGAGAGUAAAACUGACAGUAUAGGCAGUGGAAGGGCCAUUCCCAUCAAACAGGGAAUUUUGUUAAAACGGAGUGGGAAGUCUCUCAAUAAGGAGUGGAAGAAGAAAUAUGUCACAUUGUGUGACAACGGCCUGCUCACGUACCACCCCAGUUUACAUGAUUACAUGCAGAAUAUCCACGGAAAGGAAAUCGAUUUGCUGCGGACGACGGUGAAGGUACCCGGGAAACGUCCUCCCAGAGCGGUGGCUACAGUCGCCCCCACAGCCAGCCCGAAAACCAACGGACUGACCAAAGACCGAAGCACCUUACAGCUUGGUAUUGGGGCAACAAGCACACCUCACUCAAACAGCAGCAGUUCUCUGCAGUCGGGCGGCUCGGCGGCUGCGGUGGCUCUGGGGAACAGUAAGGAGGGGAUGCACCAGAGAUCUUUCUCCGUGUCCAGCGCUGAACAAUGGAAUGAAGCCGUUAUCAAUACCUCCGCAGCCAAUGGCAUGGCAGAUCCUCUAAGCUCCACCCCUGGCAUGAGCAGCACCACAAGUCCCAAACUCGAGCCACCGCCGUCACCUCAUGCCAACCGCAAGAAACACCGACGAAAAAAGAGCACGGGUAUCACCAAACCAGACGGGUUUUCUGUGGGAAGCGAAGAGCAAGAAGAGUCUUUCGAGUUCAUUAUCGUGUCUCUGACCGGUCAGAUGUGGCAUUUUGAGGUAUCCACGUAUGAAGAACGAGAGCUUUGGGUGCAGGCCAUCGAGAGCCAGAUAUUUGCCAGUCUGCAGUCCUGUGAGAGCAGCAAGAACAAGUCUCGGUUGGGAAGCCAGAGUGACGCAUUAACCAUCCAGUCCAUCAGGAACGUGAGAGGAAACAGCUUCUGUGCAGAUUGUGACGCCCCAAAUCCGGAUUGGGCCAGUCUGAAUCUCGGCGCUCUGAUCUGUAUCGAGUGCUCCGGGAUGCACAGGAACCUGGGAACCCAUCUUUCCCGUGUGCGGUCUCUUGAUUUGGACGACUGGCCGGUGGAACUCAGCAUGGUGAUGAUGGCCAUUGGUAAUGCCAUGGCCAACAGCGUGUGGGAGGGUUGUGUGGAGGGCUACAGCAAACCUGGAGUGGACAGCACACGGGAGGAGAAGGAACGCUGGAUCCGAGCUAAAUACGAGCAGAAAUUGUUCCUGGUGGGGCUCCCGCAGUCGGACGUGCCGUUGGGACAGCAGCUGCUCAGGGCGGUGGUGGAGGAUGACCUGAGGAUGGUGGUUCUCCUGCUCGCCCACGGCACCAAGGAAGAGGUCAACGAGACGUACGGUGACGGAGAUGGACGCACAGCCUUGCAUCUGUCCUGCGCCAUGGCGAACGUGGUGAUCACGCAGCUUCUCAUCUGGUACGGUGUGAACGUCAACAGCUGCGACGCACGCGGUCAGACGCCUCUGUCCUACGCCCUGCAGGCGGAAAGCCAAGAAUGCGCCGACAUCCUCAUCCAGCACGGCUGCCCGGGCGACGCUGCCGUUCUGUCCACGGCCACCCGACACAACCCCAACGUCAACAACAACGCUCAGUCCGCGCUCAACCGUAGCGUUAGCAUCAUGUGAUCCCCUCUGAAAGUUGUCUGCGCCCACCCUGAUGCUCCGCCCGUAGUGCCCUGUACCCGAGCCUUCACGCGUCUCAGUGAAUUUGAUGUUCGCUCUCUUUAAAUGGCAUCAACGUUCCCAUCAGUAUGUUGCAGAUCCAAUAUUAGCAUUAUUAGAAAUACAUGUAAACAUAUGUGUCAUGUAAACCCGUUUCCCCACUACAAGGGACAGUUCACCUAAAAUCAUUUCUUCACCCUCACGUCUUUCAAAAUCUGUCUCUACUGUAGAACACAAAAGAAGAUAUUCUGAGAGAUGUUUAAGUGGUUUUGUCAUGAAGUCAUACAGGUUUGACAUGACAGGAGGGUGAAGAAAUGAUGAAGUAGACUAUCCCUUUAAAACGCAACAAGCAGUAUUGACAUUGACGCUCAAUGAGUUGUAAGUUGUUUUUAAAGUAAACGUACUUUUUAAAGACCUUGGGUGUGUUUAACAAAAAGGAAAUGUUUGGACAGAACGGAACAUUUAAUCAAAACUGUUCAAAUUUUAAGGUGCAUCAGUUUAGGAAAAUACUGAUGACGGUUAUGGAUUCUUGGAGUUCGGCCAUUUUAGUUAGCAUUUUAACACAUCAACCACCUAAAUCUUUAUAAACGAUGAUUUUCCAUUCAUGAGAAAAGCUGAACAACAAAUGAGUUUUCAGUUCGGGUUCAAACAUUUAACAAUCGUGUCCGAGGAUGAAGCUCAAGGUUUCUAGCCGUUUAGAAACACAUGACACUGUGGGGCGGCUUCCUGGACAAGGAUUAGAUUUAAAGUUAAAUUAGCAGUUUUUAAACAAACAAAAAAACAUUACUGAUGUGCAUUUUGAGACAAAACAACGACACUGAUGAAUUUGAAGAGAUGUCAGUGCGCAAGCUGUUCUCAGUGUAGACGGCUCUAACAUGUAUUUUAGUCUUAGCCCUGUACGGGAAACCGCCCCUAAGACUGCUGGGGAAAACAUCCCCAUCUGUAUGACAAAAGACAAAUCGCCACACUUAUUUCUAUUCUACAUUUACUGACCUUACCGAUACUGUGCUACUGUAGAUGCCUUGUGCGAGUCCUUUCUGGGCCCGUCCGGUCUCUUUACCGUACGACACUGAUCUCCUGCCGUUCGGUGCAUUGGACAGAACCCACGUUCUUGCUGUGAACUUUUGUGAGCGUGUGUUUUUGUCAUUAGUGUGAUAACCUCCUCCGAUUGCGAGCGUGUCUGUUUUGUCUCCAUCAGAAUCCAGAUGAUAACUCUCGUGUGAUCUAAUGGGAUGGAUGAUGUGGAUCGUGUACAGAUGUGUGUUUAAAAUAGCUUUCGUCGACCUUUUGCAGCUAGCUGUGUGUAGUGUGGCCAGUUCAUGGAUAAAGUGACCAUUAUACCCAUGUGAAACCCUGACAGCCUUAACCCUUGUUUGCUUGUGUGUAAGCGUUUAGGAUCGGUGAGAAUAAGCCGAGUGUUCUCCUCUCCUUACUUGAAACAUAAAUUAGACCUUGAUGAAUAUUUUACGCUUGUUAAAGUUAAGCGGGAGCAGAACAGUAUGUUAUGUUUACAUACGUUUCACUUUAAAGCAGGUACGAUUUCCUACUCGAGUUGGAUUUGUACGUGCAGCCCCUUUCUAACAAGCUUUGGGAAAAAUGAAAUUGAAAUGUGAGAAUGUGAUAUUUUGUUUGUAACAUCUACAGAAUGGUUUUUAAAGUCUGCAAUGCGAUAUUUCAUUGUAUUUUAAAAUGUUGGACGGUACGUGGACUUGAUGUCACACGACAUGCACGUAGCCUACAUUUUUCCACUUGGGGGUCCGCCAAACUAAAUGGCUUUCCAUAAAACAUUAUGGAGUUUGAUCUUGAGUGAAGAUGGGUUUUUUUUUUUUUUGAUGAUGACACGAGGUUGCUUGUUGUGCUGGGAGGUUAAAAUGAUCAAGGCGUUAGAAUGAUAACGUGCGUAAGUAGCCAGAAAAAGCACCAUUUUAACCUUUUUUUAACUAAGUUGUUUUGGUACCUGAUUUUGGGUCUCAAUGUGUGCACAUUGUCUGGCCAUUAAGGUAUUUUGUGUAUUAUAUGUACAUUUGACAUAUUUAUAAAAGCAAGAUGUAAAUAAUUCUUUUGUUGUUGCUUUUAUUGAGCAGUUUGAUAACGACUUUCUUUUGUUCUUUUAAUUUGCCAUUGUUUUCUAAUGCUCCUCUGAAAGUGAUGGAGCGGUUUAAUGGGAGUUAUCUGUUGUGUGAUUGGAUGCUUGGCUGCCUAUUGACAUUAUAAACACUCCAAUAAAAUGAUUUAUACCAUGA
Messenger RNA from Triplophysa rosa, 6624 nucleotides. It is a transcript of the gene agap3, whose product is annotated as ArfGAP with GTPase domain, ankyrin repeat and PH domain 3. NCBI's taxonomy places the organism in Eukaryota, Metazoa, Chordata, Actinopteri, Cypriniformes, Nemacheilidae. The record is from RefSeq and is a predicted model, not a curated record. The transcript has 18 exons. Gene Ontology annotation, molecular function: protein binding; GTPase activator activity; GTPase activity. Gene Ontology annotation, cellular component: nucleus. Bases 491 to 4345 code for a protein of 1284 amino acids.